Messenger RNA from Numida meleagris (helmeted guineafowl), 1608 nucleotides. Its product is annotated as unconventional myosin-Vb-like. Gene Ontology annotation, molecular function: ATP binding; microfilament motor activity; actin filament binding. Lineage: Eukaryota; Metazoa; Chordata; Aves; Galliformes; Numididae. Gene Ontology annotation, biological process: vesicle transport along actin filament; actin filament organization. The record is from RefSeq and is a predicted model, not a curated record. Gene Ontology annotation, cellular component: myosin complex; cytoplasm; actin cytoskeleton.
AUCCCAAUAGGGCCCUGACUCGGACCCACGAUCCCUAUAGGGCCCCACAAUCCCUAUAGGGCCAAGAGUGGGACCCAUGAUCCAUAUAGGGCCAAGAGUCGACCCCACAAUCCUUAUAGGGCCAAGAGUCGGCCCCACAACCCUUAUAGGGCCGAGAGUCGACCCCACAAUCCUUAUAGGGCCAAGAGUCGGCCCCACAAUCCUUAUAGGGCCAAGAGUCGGCCCCAUGAUCCCAAUAGGGCCAAGAGUCGACCCCACAAUCCUUAUAGGGCCAAGAGUCGUCCCCACAAUCCUUAUAGGGCCAAGAGUUGGACCCGUGAUCCCAAUAGGGCCCAGACUCGGCCCCACGAUCCCCAUAGGGCCCCACAAUCCCUAUAGGGCCAAGAGUGGGACCCCACAAUCCCAAUAGGGCCAAGAGUCGACCCCAUGAUCCCAAUAGGGCCAAGAGUCGACCCCACAAUCCUUAUAGGGUCAAGAGUCGGAACCAUGAUCCCAAUAGGGCCCAGACUCGGCCCCACGAUCCCCAUAGGGCCCCACGAUCCCUAUAGGGCCCCACGAUCCCUAUAGGGCCCCACGAUCCCUAUAGGGCCAGGAGUGGGGAAAUGGCUCGUUAACGAGGGCUCGUUAACGAGGUCCCCGUUUGGGCAGGGACGGCAAGAACCAAUCCAUCAUCGUUAGCGGCGAGUCGGGCGCCGGCAAGACGGUGUCGGCCAAGUACGCCAUGAGAUUCUUUGCCGCCGCCGGCGGCGCCGCGCCCGGCGAAACCGCGGUGGAGGACAAAGUGCUGGCGUCCAACCCCAUCAUGGAGGCGUGGAGGAGCCGCAGCAGCUGAGCGUUUUCAAGAUCAUCGCCGCCAUCUUGCACCUGGGCAACGUGGAGAUCCGCGCCGAGCGGGACGGCGAGGCCUGCAGCGUGGCGAGCGAGGACGAGCACCUGAAGCGUUUCUGCGGCCUGCUGGGCCUGGAGCACGGCCCCAUGGAGCACUGGCUUUGCCACCGGCGGCUCGUCACCGCCGCCGAGACCUACGUCAAGAGCGUGGCGGCCGAGCAGGCGGCGGCGGCCCGCGACGCCUUGGCCAAGCACAUCUACGCCCGCCUCUUCCGCUGGCUGGUGGAGCGCGUCAACCGAGCCCUGCGCUCCGCCGCCCCGCCGCGCUCCUUCAUCGGCGUGCUCGACAUCUACGGCACGUCUUCAAGCUGGAGCAAGACGAGUACGUGAAGGAGGGGCUCCCCUGGACCCUCAUCGACUUCUGCGACAACCAGGCCUGCAUCGACCUCAUCGAGGCCAAGCUGGGCAUCCUGGACCUGCUGGACGAGGAGUGCAAGUUCCGCGCGUCGCUGCAGCUGCUGAUGGCGACGCUGGACGGCACGACGCCGCACUACGUGCGCUGCAUCAAACCCAACGACCGCAAGCUCCCGUUCACGUGAGUCCCGGCCAGGUCCUGGAAGCUGCGUAAAGCUCGGCGCCGUUCCGAGCGGCCUCGUUAGCUAACGAGCGCUAACGAGGGCUCCGUGCCGCGCGGCGCUCCCAACACCUAAACCCCAACCCAACCCCACCCCAACCCCAAUCCUGACUCUAAACCCAACCCUGACCCUAAACCCAACCCUG